AAAUAAAAGAAAUUUUUUUUCAUAUAAAAUGAAAAGAGAAAUUUAUGACCAGCAUCAGUGCCAACUUGAAAUUUGAAGUGAAAGAAACAUAGUCACAAAAAUGUUCCGAAAGUUGAAUUUAGUCAGUGUAAUUUUAGUUUUAAAAUGUGUAAUUCUUAUUUCGGCUUACGGUCAUGUUUCCAAUUAUGGAACUAGUGGAAAUUAUAAAGCACCAGUUGUAGAUUAUCAUCAGCAAGAUCAUCAAGAGAAUUCAGAAGUUAAUCAAGAGAUUUAUGUACAUGAGACACAUCAUGAGGAAGAACCAGAGCAUUAUGAAGGAGGAACACAUGGAAGUUAUGGAUUCUCAUUCAGUCAUGGACAUGAAGGACCUUCAUAUGGAAAUGAUAAUUCUGGACAUCAAGAAUAUGAGAAUGAAGAACCAGAGCAUCAAGAAUACUCACAUGGCAGUCAAAAUGCAGCACAUCAAGACUAUUCUCAUGAAAGUCAAGAUUCUGGACAUCAAGAUUAUUCCCAAGCUGCAGUACAUCAAGAUUAUUCUCAUGGUACCCAAGCUGCAGCACAUCAACAAAAUGCUCAUGAAAAUGUAAGACACACACAUACUCCAGUCCAUUCUGAAAGUGGAUCCCAUGGAAAUUCUGCAGUCAAUGCCAAUGGUGGAGCUCAUGCUAACAGUGGAGCUCAUUCCAAUAGUGGAGCUCAUAGCUAUACUAGAUCUCAAGUCAACAAUAUCGCUCUUGGACAUAGUCAUGGAAAUGAAGGUCAUGCAGCUGAAGGUCAUGGAGAAGGAGCUGGACAUGAUGAGAAGCAUGAAGAUUAUCAUCACUAUCCAGCCUAUAAAUACGAAUAUGGUGUUGAUGAUCCAAAGACAAAAGAUCAUAAAACCCACUGGGAAACUCGUGAUGGAGAUGUUGUCAAGGGAGAAUACACUUUGAGUGAACCUGAUGGCACUAUCCGUAAAGUCUCAUACACAUCAGAUAAGCAUGCAGGUUUCCAAGCUCAUGUUGAGAAAAUUGGACAUGCAACACAUGAGAGCGCUGGACAUGGAGACAGUCAACAUCAUCAUGUUACCGAGAAUGGAGACGAUGGUCAUUAUUAAUCACUGAAAUAUUAUUAAAAUUAGACUGAUGUUAUUGUUGAAAAUUUAGAAAUUAGUUUUAGAAUGGAAUUUAUAGAAAAUUUCUGUCUGUUGAACCUCAAUAAAAUUAGGAAAAAAAAGUUUAAUCAAAAUGUUUUAGAAAUUUAAUUUAAAAAUAUAAAUGAUCAAUUACAUGACUUAAUAUAAAAUGCUGGCUAGCUUAAGAAAGCUGUAUUUAUUGUUAAGCUAAGCAUGAUCAUUAAAUGUAAGUACAGAUACUCAUUGUUGGUAUUUGCUCCA
Molecule: messenger RNA, 1375 nt
Organism: Chironomus riparius
Lineage: Eukaryota; Metazoa; Arthropoda; Insecta; Diptera; Chironomidae
Source: the annotation of a GenBank genome assembly